UGAUGAUGACGAUUAUAAAUCGAUAUGUACCUAAAACGAUAAAAUAUUCCUGCUGAUAAAUAUAUACCAAGGAAUAAUAUUAUUCAUAAAUUAUAAUUUUAUCUGUGUAGUGCAUAGAGGAGGAACGCUUGUUGUUUGUCCAGCUUCUUUGUUGUCGCAAUGGGAGGGAGAGGUGAAUAAUCGUUGCAAGCGUUGAAUCCUAUCACUAAAGAUUUACCAUGGAAAUGAUCGAGAAACUGUUCCAAAACGACUAGCACAAAAUGAUAUGGUUAUAACCACUUAUCACCUACUUUCCAGAGAAUAUAAAACCCAUUCUGUACUUUUUAAGGCUGCUCCAGAAAAUUUAGUUUUACAAAAUGAUUCGGAGGGAUAUAACAACAGCUUUGUUUACGAAAAACUGGAUCUAAUUGGCUUUCCAUUGCAACGCUCAUUUAGCGAUGAGUGCCAAUUAAAUUCCUCUGUAAUAAUUCCAAAACGCCAAUGGAGAAAAGAAGAUAUUUUACCUAUAUCUAGGAUGCAGGCAUGUAUGUCAGUAAAUGAAUGCAUUGAAAAUUUGGAUAAAUGUUGGGCAAUUCCAAUUCUUUCCAUAUGUGAUGGACAAGAUAAUGAGAAAACAGUAUUAUUAGGAAUGUACAAUCAAUCGAAAUAGUUCGUUACUAUUCUAGCAUGAACUGCAAGGGCUUAAAAAAGUAAUUAAUGGGAUACCUAUACUAAUGCAGGAACAUGUUAAAUUAUCAGGUGUACAUGAACAUCAAGUAUGUUGUAUAAGAUAAUUAUUCAUAAAUUUUCUUUAUUUUCAAACAUUAUCUAGAAUAUAGGUAUGGACAUUUGGAAAAGUGUUUCAUCUUGACAUUAUUCUUUAUUAUUUAAGAUAAACGUAUCUGUUCUCAGUGUUUUUGAAUUAUUUAGAUCAAUAGCAGAAACUAUGGAUUGGAUUGAAUUUCCUAAAAGUAGUUUUGCAGGAUGCUUGUAUCUAGAAGCAAGAUCAACAAAUUUAUUAUUUUACGCUUCUUCAAGAAUAUCAUCAUGCAAUUUGGUAAAGAAUUUGGUUCCUGCAACGAAUAUGCAGGCAUUCCUUUUUAUAAAGAUAUGUGUUAUGAUGUUAUAGAUCAUGGAAAUAGUUGUAGUUAGAAUAAUGAAUGAAUUGUGGAAAGAAAUUAUACUACUCAAUCAAUAUUUGUCAAUACUUGAAACAUAUGAACAAAAGAUAACAAACUUGCAUCAGAAUACAGUACCUAUAAAGUUUCCCCAAGAUUUUAUUACUUCUUUUUAUAAGGUAAUUACUUAAAAUUUUGCUUUUUUCUUCAAAGGAAACAUUACAAAUACAAGUUUUACAUAGUGUCUUAAUUCAAUAAUAAAUAUUUAGCCUUGUGAAGAAAUAAUGAGAAAGAUUCAUGGACUUUCAAAUGGCGAUAGCACUUUACCUGAGUGUGGUGACGAUAUUGAUAUGCCAGCUAGCUAUUCCCAUUGCGCUGAAAAUGUUAAAGGAAAAUACAUUCUACAGAAAAUUUUGAUAACUGUUCAUUUUCGAAAAUAGAAAGAUUUUGUCAAUGCACUGUGGAGGAUUCUUUUUGGUCUAUGAGGAUUCUAAUGGAUAUAUUUGUUUUCUUAGUAUUAGGUAAUAAAUUUAAUCUUUACAUAUUUGAUGAGGUUGUGCCAGAUAUGAAGAAAUAACGAAUUCGUUUUGUAUGAUUUUUGAAAAAUUGCUAUCAGAGGGUUACGAACCCGAGGUACGUGAUUAUUUAGCUGAAGGAAAUUUAAUAAAAUUUACCUAAAACUUC
This is a messenger RNA of Cephus cinctus (wheat stem sawfly), 1781 nucleotides long. RefSeq lists its product as uncharacterized. The record is from RefSeq and is a predicted model, not a curated record. Lineage: Eukaryota; Metazoa; Arthropoda; Insecta; Hymenoptera; Cephidae. The transcript is spliced from 4 exons. The coding region runs from base 266 to 649 and encodes 127 amino acids.